UACAUGCAGCAUUGUGAGAAUUACAUUGUUGCACAUUAUCCAAGGGCUUAGAGACGAUAAAAUAACGGACAGCAGGAUAAAGUCCUAGUGCACAUCUGCAUCAGAAUACUACGUGAACGCUGGAAACGACCACCGGCGGAGAAUUGAUGUGAAUAAUCAUAUGGAAGCUGAAUGCUGUUCAUUUAGUGCAACAUCUACUACAGUCUGCAGAAAUUUACAUUCCAGAGAGGAGGUGAAGUGGGUGUCUUUACAUCCAAAAACUGCUCCAGCUUUAAGAAUACACCAUGAUGAAGGGUUAUGCACCCUAAGAGGCAUUGCAAGCCAGCUGUGAGGUUCCGUUGCCAAGGCAACUCAGACACCCACUCUACAGUGUUCGGCUCACCCUUGCUGAGCAGGCACAUUGGUCAAGACCCACUAAAAGCGACUGAACAACAAAAGAGAAAGAGAAAGCUAAGACGGUGCUAUAUAAGUGCAUCACACUUAUAUGCUGGUCCUGAGGUAUCAACCACGCUCUCCUAACAUUUUUACUUUACAAAGUUUGGAAGGUCGUCCUGAAUCAAGAAGAGCAGCUGUAGACACCAGCAUCUGGAUUUCACUACCAUCCUAAUGCACAGAACCCUCUCAGACUGACAGGUUUUCACUGGCAGCAAACUGGCAGAGAGAAAGAGAGCUCACACAGGUGGGCCAGCAGCAGCAUCCCAGAGAUUAUAGAUUUGGAGAUUACAGGACAACAGCAGGUCAGGGCACACUGCCUUGUUGAAAUCCGAGUUCUCCACCUCACCAAUUCCGUUAAGAGCUGUCAUUGUGAAAUUGGCAAGCGAGCCCUGCGAUGCAACACAUUCACACACACACUCGGCUGAUCGUGUACUCCACUAGCUCCUAGACAGAUGCAGUGUUAGAAAAAAAUCAGAUGCUGUUUUUGUUUGCCUUUUUCUUUAAUCCAGCUCCUUGCCGCUCAAAUCCCUUUUUGUGCUUGAGCCGUUAGAUUCUUACAAUCAUCUUAGUUGCUGUCUUUUCUUCUUAUUUUUAUUAUCCGCUGACCUGGAGAGAGUCAAAGUACUCAAAUUAUCAAACCAUGAUGGCAGAAUAUCCUAAAGUGUUUAUCUAGACUGGAAUGUUCGAACCACACAGUUAGGAAGGGAACCAGAGGUUCCUCAUAUUUGAAUCUUCAAGCUGCUUUCAUUGAAGACACUGUAAAGACCAAGGGACAAGCGCAGUGGCAUGUGUCUGCACUUAAAGUAACUCACAGAAUACGCAAAACUACUGCCGAAUGAAUGAGUUGGAAAGAGUUUGAAGAGUGUUGCAGAAUGUAAAGCUAUUCAAGAUGUCUGCAAAAGAGCUUCAUUACAAGACUGUGAGAAAACUCCACCCUUUUCCACCUCUGGCUGCGAAGUACGACAAGGUGGCUCGCUAGACGGAGCGUACAGCCGCGGACAAACCAGAUUACCGUGACAAACUUGGACUCAUAGAGGACUGUAAUGGAACAGACACGAAUGACAGCCUAGUUUGUCUGGCACUGAGAUGUUAAAACCACAGAGGGGGCUAUUCCUCCAACUGUCACUGCAGGGAGAAUAGAGCCGAUCACACACACGCCUACAAGCAGACUGAUUUUUAGAGGCGAAAGACUGGUGUGUGUUUGAACCGUGGCAGUACAGACAGUUCAAAAGCGUGAAAGAGAGAGCUGGAGGAGAUCCCAUAGUGUAGGGGGAAGAGAGCGGAAAUAAAGAGCAGUAAAAGGCUCCACGGCAGCGGUGACACACUGAAAGAGAAGACUGACAGACUGGAGAUCAGCAGUGGCAGUUCACAGGCGCACAGUUUUGUGAGAUUCACACACCUUUGGGUUUAAAGCAGGUGCCGCUCAGUACGCCGAGUAGUACUGAGUCCAGGUUGGGCACGGUGGCAGGGGCCGGUUCAUGGCAGUGGGGCGGGCGCAUGCCGUCCGUGCCUCUGCAGCGAGAGGGACGCUUCGGCUUGGGAUGGGGUUGGGGUUGGGCCGCAUGGGCGCGGGCUCAGAGGUCAGGUGAGCUGAGACCCUGGGUGCCCACCGGAGUCGGACCUGUGGCGGCAGGAGAACGUGGGGGCAUGAGAUGCUCCCUUCGCUUCUGCGUGGUCUUGGGAUCCCUGGCCCUCCUGUUCCUCACCUCACUCUUCUUCUCGUUCUCGCUGAGAGGAGGAGCUGGCUUGCCUUACUUGGAACCCCCGGGAUGGGAAGAGUCACGCAGGGUUAAGCUAGUGCCCAGCUACGCCGGUUCCCACCGGGUCGUCCCGGCCGAGAGCUCUCAGCAGAAGACAUGUGCCUGCUCUCGGUGUGUGGGCGACCCAGGCGUUUCCGACUGGUUCGACGAGAACUAUGACCCGGACAUCUCGCCUGUGUGGAUUCGGGACAACAUCCAGCUGCCUUCAGACGUGUACUACUGGUGGGUGAUGUUGCAGCCUCAAUUCAAACCCCACAACAUCCAGCAAGUUCUACAGAGGCUGUUCCAGGUCAUUCCAGGCCGUUCCCCGUACGGUUCGUGGGACCCUGCCCGCUGUCUGCGCUGUGCCGUGGUGGGGAAUUCGGGCAACCUCCGCGGGGCAGGUUACGGUCCAGUGAUCGAUGGCCACGACUACAUCAUGAGGAUGAACCUGGCUCCCACCGUAGGGUACGAAGAGGAUGCCGGCAGCCGAACCACACACCACUUCAUGUACCCAGAGAGUGCCAAAAACCUGGCGGCCAACGUUAGCUUUGUGCUGGUGCCCUUCAAGACUCUCGACCUGUUGUGGAUCACCAGUGCCCUCUCCACUGGCCAGAUCCGCUUCACUUACGCUCCAGUGAAGCAGUUUCUGCGUGUGGAUAAAGACAAGGUUCAGAUCUUCAACCCAGCUUUCUUCAAAUACAUCCAUGACCGCUGGACACGUCAUCAUGGCCGCUAUCCCUCCACUGGCAUGCUUGUGCUGUUCUUUGCUCUACACGUAUGUGAUGAGGUGAAUGUAUUUGGUUUUGGGGCGGACAGCAGGGGAAACUGGCACCACUAUUGGGAGCAGAACCGCUAUUCUGGAGAGUUUCGUAAAACAGGUGUCCAUGAUGCAGACUAUGAGGCCCAGAUCAUUGACAAGCUAGCCAAAGCUGGCAAGAUCUCCGUCUUUCCUGGAAAGUGAAUCUGGGCACCAGGUGCAAAGAAAUGGACCAACUGAUGGACUACCAUAAACAAAACCACCCAUUAUCCACUUGACACACUUAGUGUGCCUGUUAAACGUGAUCGAGAAGUAAUUUUUCAUGAUCUUAUUACCAUUCUGUGCUGUCCCGAGUGGACAGGAUUCUGGGCAGCAUCCCUCAUGAUGUGGUGGUUUUAAGAGGAGACGCUAGUACUAAAUGUACUAAUGUGCUUUUCCUUGCAAGCCUACCUCAACUAGGACAAGGAACAUGACUUGGCAAGGAACACUAAUAUCUCACCACUAAACAGCAUGUUAGGUAUAUGUGCUGGGAAUGGAUGUGGCUUAUAUUUAUGACUUUUGUUGAAUAGUGAUGAUACGGGAACUCUUAUCUCAUGGCGAGGCCAAGUAGAUGAGUGAGACCAACAAUCACCAUAGUGUAUCAUAGUACUCUAGUAGUUCUCUGUUGAUUCAUUAAAGAGAUAGUUGACCUUAAAAAUAAAAUUGUCAUCAUUUACUCAGCCUCAUGUCAUUCCAAACCUGUGUGAUUUACUGUCUUCUGCAAAACACUAAAGAUAUUUUGAAAAAUGUUUGAACUGUUUGUGUCAAUGAGGUCGAUGGGGUCCAAAGUAGUUUUUGCAACAUUAUCUUGACAGAAUAAGAAGUCAUACAGGUUUGGAAUGAAAUGAAGUCGAGUAAAUGACAAAAUUUUUGGGUGAACUUUCUCUUUAACUAAAAGCUUGGAUAGUGGCAGGUCGUUUCACUAGCGUUAUAGCACUGCAGUUAGACUCCUCACGUCACCAGGCGCAUGUGGUUGAGUGGACUUCCAAGUUCGUGCUGUUAAACUGAGCUAUAUUUUGUCUUAUGAGAUAUUUUCUGUUUCGUUGUUCGUGUUUGAAAUGAUCAUGCUAACAGUUUGUGAUCACUGUGUGCGCACAGCAGUCUGAACAACCUUUGGUUCGUUCCUUUUUGCUAAUUAGGUUUGAGUACUGAACGUUCCUCUAGUCUGAGAAGGAUGGACUGAUACUCGACACCAGGAGCUAAAACUACUGUCACAGUCUAAUAUGAAGACAUAUGAGCAAUAUAUUAAGUAUAUGUGGAGUAUGUUUAGAAACCAAGGUGUGGUGAUUGUUCUAGAGAUGCACUGUGAACAGUGGUAAAGCUUGAUCUUCAGCACACUACUAAAUUUAACGUAAUAGUGUUAUAUAAUGGAAAACGACAGAAAAAAGUAUUCGAUUGUGAGAAACCGAAUAUGAGCUUUCAUUUAUGAAGCCUGAUGUAUUGCGAUACAAUUUAUGACUAGCUGACAGACAGAUCUUGAAAUUCUGGGGGAAUUCAUUGAUAAGCGUUUUCUUGAAGUCAUGUAGACACUCCUUUGCUGCUGUUCAGUCAUUUACCAUCAACAAUAGGUGAUUUUUUAAAUAUUUAUUGUAAAAUUUGUAUAGAUUUCCUUGUAUAAUUUAUUACAUUAUAAAUGUUUUAGAUCUUACAAGGGAAAAGCAGAAAGAUCCGCUUGAACGACAAGUGCUUUCUACGGAGCCCCUAAAGUGAUGGGGAAAGUAUACGAGAUGGGAGUAAAAUUCAAUUUCAAUGCUUUUGUGUUCUUUUGUAAAUUUUUGCAUUCCCCCAAGAAACAUUGUGCUAGCUGGCAAAUUGUUUCCUUGAGAAACUUUGUGGUAGCUUUCAAAAUAUUUGCGUUAACAGCGUUAACUUGCAAAAUGUUUUUUACCCAGAGAAACGUUGCGUUACUUAGCAAAAUAUUUGCAUGCCCCUAAGAAACUUUUGCGUUAGCUUGCAAAAUUUCUGAGUUGUUUGUGUGUGAACUCUCUAAGAAGAACUAAAAGGUUUUGCAAGCUAAAUUUUUUUUAAAUUUUAUUAUUUUAUCAAUUAGAUUUUCGUGCUUUUAUUUUGUCUUGUAAAUGUUGUUUUCUACGAUAGGUUGCAAAUUGUUUGCCUUCCCCCAAGAAACUUUGUUAGCUUGCAAAACUUUUGAGUCGUUUGUGUGUGAACUCAAAGUCCCUGCUGAAAAAAACAAUAGAACCCUGCCCAAAACACAAUAGAAAAUGUAAUGGUUUUAAUGGUUAUAAUGGGAAUUGUAUUGGUUUUAAUGGAAUCUAUAAUGGUGUCUACUGGUAUGUGAUGGAUUCUAUUGGUGGGAUGUUAAAUCCUAUUGGAAAAAUGCCCAAAACACACUACAAAAAGGAAUUUUGUAAUGGUUUUACUGGAAAAAGCUAAUGGUUUAUAAUGGUAUUUUAAUGGAAACCACUGGAAUUUUUGUGGUGUUUUCUAUUGGGCUUCUAUUCUUUUUUUUAGCAGGGGUUUUUCUGGAAAAUGUGCAAGUUUUGCGAAAUGCAAAGUUUUGUCUUUUGUAAGCGAAUGCAAAGUUUCUCUGGGAACAGAAAUGGUAUUUCAGUUCUCUUGCGUUCUCUCAUAAAACGUUUGUGUUCCCCCGAGAAACUUGCGUUCAAACAAAAGAACUGUGACCCGAAAGCACUGAAAUAUAUUUUUCUUCCAAUCUCAUAUUUUUUCCAUCACUACGUCCGUAGCUUUCUGCAUCGGCUGAGUUUCAGGUGCAGUAGUUCUUUUUCAAAAUGUAGACAUAUCAGCUAUUUCAGUGUGUAAACGCACACACGUUACAUGCUUGCGUGCCUUGUCCUCGCUUCUGGACAUGUCCUCUCUCCAGAGCACAGCUAACCUCAUUAUAAGACGCAUAAACACGUGCUAUUGUUCCUUUAGUCUUCUUACAGAGCAUUUAUUGACACACAUUCGCGCUCACACAAAUCUGGGCUCUAAAAUAGGGCACGGAUCGUCUACCCACCAGCUGUCCUCCACCCACACAUGAUUCACGGCUUCUCCUGUGCUCCACCACCUCAUAUCCUCUUGUCUGUUCUACUUUGAGCUAAGCUGAGCGCCGUGCCUUCGGGAUCAGGGUGGGAAAAGCUCUCACCUGAAAACCUUCUCCCCUCCUGAUUUUAAGAGCUACCUACCUGCAUUCACUGUCACUUCUGAAAAGUCUCCUGAACCCUUAGAAAAUCCAGACCUGUGGCACACGAGUGCUUUUAUACAUUGUCAAUAAAGCGCAAAUGUCUUUUGACGGUCAUAUACCGAGCGAAUAUUAAAUGCACAGUGCUGCAGUGGCUUUAUUAUAUUUAAGCCUAUUCUGAGGGAUUAUUAUUGGGCGUUUCACAGUGAAAUUCUAAUAUCACGGAUACAUAGGAUGGCUGCCCUCUCAUUGGUAGAAUAUUGAGAUGCGCAGUUGGUCACCAAAGAGUUUUAUUCCAUUACUAAUCCUCUUGUUUUUGUUGUUCGAUGUUUAUGUAUUGUUCAGAAAAUAUGGAUUAAGGAAAAUAAGUUGGCUCGUGAUGUUCUUGUAUUACUCUUAACAGUAUUCAUUAAUCCUAUAAGGUACUAGUUGGCGAGAAGAAUUGUUUCUCUUCUUGUUUUUGUGCCACAGGAGGAUCGUAGCCUGCUGAGGGAUAUUCAGGCAAAUCUACUCAAACAAUUUAUGAAAGACUACAUUAUGUCCACCUUCUCUGUUCUCAGCAUUUGAAAUGUUCUGUGGCCAAAUUGCAUGACGAGAUCAAUUCCAAAUUGGCUUGUUUUCUUGAUGCUCUUCUUGCCAACAUUCUCAGCACUAAAUUAUCGGUCUUUGUGGAUCCUUAUUGUCACGUUGAGAGAGCUUUUUCUAGGACUUUGUAUCAUCUUUUGUUGAAUUGUUUGUAGGAUUAUAGGAUGCAAAGUUGAAGGCUGUAAAGUACUGAGUGAGAUGAGUAUUACAGAGCCUGUUAAGACCAAACUGCUGUUUUAUUUCUUUGCAGUUUUUUUCACGAUCAUACACAUGAUUGUGCAUCCAGCUAGAUAUGUUGAGGGAAUGAAUCAAUUUUAUUUUGUUUUGCUUUACGGUAGAUCCCCCUAUUCCAUUUGAAGAAAUAAUUAAUAAAACACAAUAAAAUGUCAGCAAAAAACCCCGACGUGAAGUUCAAAACAAGGCUACAAUAUUUAGACACCACUUUCGACUUAAUGUUGAAUCCUGUUCUUAAUGAAAGAACCCUCUUCAGCACAGACUGUACAUAUCCUCGCUGUGCCACUGUGUUUGCUCUCAUUAACUUCUCAUUAGUGUUGAUAUAGUGACUAUUGGUCAGUGCUCUUUCCUUUCACAACCUCAGUCUUUGUGUAAUUCUGGACUGUUUUUAUCUUUAUGCUACUGUAAGAA
Molecule: messenger RNA, 7345 nt
Organism: Onychostoma macrolepis
Lineage: Eukaryota; Metazoa; Chordata; Actinopteri; Cypriniformes; Cyprinidae
Gene: st3gal2
Product: ST3 beta-galactoside alpha-2,3-sialyltransferase 2
Exons: 9
Coding region: 1933-3138 (401 amino acids)
Molecular function (GO): beta-galactoside (CMP) alpha-2,3-sialyltransferase activity
Source: RefSeq, a predicted model, not a curated record